Molecule: messenger RNA, 1581 nt
Organism: Aspergillus tanneri
Lineage: Eukaryota; Fungi; Ascomycota; Eurotiomycetes; Eurotiales; Aspergillaceae
Gene: mac1
Product: putative copper-activated transcription factor GRISEA
Exons: 3
Coding region: 1-1581 (526 amino acids)
Biological process (GO): positive regulation of transcription by RNA polymerase II; intracellular copper ion homeostasis; intracellular iron ion homeostasis
Cellular component (GO): nucleus
Molecular function (GO): DNA-binding transcription factor activity, RNA polymerase II-specific; RNA polymerase II cis-regulatory region sequence-specific DNA binding; copper ion binding
Source: RefSeq, a predicted model, not a curated record
AUGCCUCUGGACGAGGAAGGCGCUAAAUGGUCAUGCGAACCGUGCAUCCGUGGCCAUCGCUCCUCAAAAUGUCAGCAUUUUGAUCGAUUGAUGAUGAAGGUCCCCAAAGCGGGCCGUCCGCUUGCGAAAUGCCCUCAUCCGAAAGGCACAUGUAGCUGCCAGAAGUCUUAUGCAUUUAUGAUUCGCAUCCCAAAGGGCUCGACUUGUCUAUGUAGGCCGGUCUAUCAAGUGCCAGCGGAUGCAGCGGACCCUGCUCCAACCAUGAGUCCGGCUUCUAUUGCCCCGACGCCCUCCCCUGGUCCAGGAAAAAUCCAGAAGUCAUCCAGGAAACAAGUGAAAACAGCUCCAGAGAACAUCGCAAAAGCCCUUCAUUCAAUCCCGGAGUUCCACAACACGCAGACCAGUAAUGGAACGCCAAGCAAGAUGCCCCCGUACAUCGCCAAUUCCUCAAGCAGCCGGAGAAAUGGCGGUAGCAUACCAGGUGCUUUUGCGCCCCAAGGACUGACUGCCCUGGAGACCUCGAAAUCUCAAACUGGGAGUUGCUGCUCGCGGGCGCCACAGCCACCGUCGCAGGUGCCUCCACAAAGUUCUUGUUGUAAAGAGUCUGAUUCUCCUGUGAGGAACGGUCAGAGCGAAAGAGUUAAAAACGAGCGUCCCGCCCACUUAUACUCUCCCUCGCUAAAUGGGAAUUCUUAUAUAGCGGCGCCUACCCCCCAGCUUUCUCCAUGGCAAGACUUUCAUGCAGCCGGACAAAACCAUUACAUGCACCCCUUUACUCUGCAUCAACCUCAGAAUGGAACUCCUGCUUAUGGGCCCGAUUAUUUGUCCCGACCAAGGACCUCCUCAGACUUUUCCAACCACGGCAGCUCCAACAUUGGAUUCAAUCAAACGGCCUUGUCGCUGUCCAUUCCAAGUACGCCACACACAAAUCCAACGCCGGGGGCUUUCGAUAGUGACCCUAAUCAUGAUUGCACCUGUGGCGACAGCUGCCAAUGUCUGGGCUGUGCGUCCCAUCCCUUUAACAGCACUACGAGACAGCACGUGCAAGAGAUGGGUCUCUUAGUUGCCCUGGACGGUCAACAGACACUGGAAGGUUUCAAUGGUUUCCAAAGUGCGUCACUACGGGAGAACUAUCCGAGUGUACCGCGAGUAGAUUAUUCAUUCACGGAUUUCAAUCGCCCCGUGACGAAUGGUGCGAGCAAUGAUGCACCGCAUGUUGGAGUGCAGUCAUACGGCGAGAUGGGUACCAGGUCGAACAGCCUUAACAACGGUUAUUCAUCUCCACCGUCCGAGUAUGCGUCGGGGCAGCCGCUGAUGGAGCCUUCAGAGUAUUAUACUCUCGAAUAUCCAGUGGGACUGCCGCCGGCUUGCUCUGAUGUGACGGGCAGCUGCCAAUGUGGGAAUGACUGCUGCUGCGUUGGCUGCCUCACUCAUAGUGGUCAUAACGGCCUUUCUUUGGAAACGGCCAGUCCAGAAGCUAUGUCUCCCACUCCGGUAACUGCAGGUGAAGCAGGAAUCAACACGUCCCAGACCGAUGUUUUGAGCAACAACUCCGCCCCUUCUGCAACCCCUAUGCUGUAG